AUAUUACUAAUUGUAGCAGAUUAUCCUCACUCAUUUUUAUCAACUAUACGGGCUGAGUGGCUGAACGAUAGAUCUAGUAUUUCUUGGGGAAAGUAGCCUACUCUUGUAGUGUUAGCAGCAUAACUCCUUUGGUCUAUUUCUCAUUCCUAGUCUUUCCACUCCAGUAGACUCCAGGAUGAAUGUCCCUGUCUAGUCACCCCUUGGUAAACUGCCCUUGGUAAACUGCGUCAAUGAUGUCCAGCAGGAAUUUGGGUUACGAACUCCACCCCCUAACCGUAGCUACACUUUAUUUGCAGUAACAGACAGCAUUCCAAACUCUCAUCUCUGACUGCGGCGGAGGCUUAACAUCGAUCCGUUAUUUCUAGCUAGUAGAUACAAAGAACAUGAAGUACUAAGAGCACAGUAUAUUAUUCUCAACAACACUUUGGCUACAUAGCGUAAGGAUUUCUCUCAGUUGGACAUUAGUCUAGUAGGAGACUGACUGGGUUUACUGUCACUACAGAGGGAGAAUGGUGGAGGUGAGAAGAAUCUGCUGUAUCGGGGCAGGCUAUGUGGGCGGUCCCACAUGCAGUGUCAUCGCUCAGAUGUGCCCAGAGGUGACAGUCACAGUGGUGGAUGUUAACGAGGACCGUAUACGUGCCUGGAACUCUGAUAGCCUGCCCAUCUUUGAGCCUGGACUACAGGAAGUGGUGAUGUCAUGUCGUGAUGUCAACCUCUUCUUCUCCACAGACAUUGACAAGGCCAUUAAAGAUGCUGACCUCGUCUUUAUAUCUGUAAAUACCCCAACUAAAACCUUUGGGAUUGGAAAGGGCAGAGCCGCGGAUCUGAAGUACAUUGAAGCUUGCGCGCGGAGAAUUGCCGACGUGUCCGCUGGCUGUAAGAUUGUGGUGGAGAAAAGCACCGUACCUGUCCGUGCGGCAGAGAGCAUCCGGCGCAUCUUCAACGCUAACACAAAAAGUAGCCUAAACUUCCAGGUUCUGUCAAAUCCCGAGUUUCUUGCAGAGGGAACGGCCAUCUCUGAUCUGAAGAACCCGGAUAGGGUCCUGAUCGGAGGGGACGAGACUCUGGAGGGGCAGCACGCCAUCGAGGCCCUGAAGAGCAUCUAUGAGCACUGGGUUCCCAAGAACAAGAUCAUCACCACCAACACGUGGUCCUCUGAGCUCUCCAAAUUGGCAGCCAACGCUUUCCUCGCCCAGCGUAUCAGUAGCAUUAACUCUAUCAGUGCCCUGUGCGAGGUGACGGGGGCUGAUGUGGAGGAGGUGGCCCACGCCAUUGGGACGGACCAGAGGAUAGGCAGUCGCUUCCUGAAGGCUAGUGUUGGUUUCGGUGGGAGCUGUUUCCAGAAGGAUGUCCUCAAUCUUGUAUACUUAUGUGAAGCCCUGAAUCUUCCAGAGGUGGCGAGAUAUUGGCAACAGGUGAUAGAGAUAAACGACUAUCAGCGAAAACGCUUCUCUUCGCGGAUCAUUAGCUGCCUGUUCAACACAGUGACAGACAAGAAGAUAGCCUUGCUUGGAUUUGCUUUCAAGAAAAACACCGGGGACACACGGGAGUCUUCUAGCAUUUAUAUCAGCCGUUACCUGCUGGAUGAGGGAGCCUGUCUACACAUUUAUGACCCCAAGGUGAAAGCAGAGCAGAUAAUGCAAGAUCUGACUACGCCAUUUCCAGGACAUGACCCUGUCAGAGUUUCUCGACUUGUGACCGUUGUUACUGACCCAUACAAGGCCUGUGAGAAUGCCCAUGCCAUCGUUAUCUGCACAGAAUGGGACAUGUUCAAGGAACUUGACUAUGAACAAAUCUACAAGGCUAUGUUGAAGCCGGCAUUCAUCUUUGAUGGUCGGAGAAUCCUGGAUGAUCUUCAUGACAGACUCCAGCAUAUUGGCUUCCAGGUGGAGACCAUCGGGAAGAGAGUAAACCAGAGAAUGGUUCUCACUGCUAGUGGCGACAGACCAGAGAUGGCCCAACAGCAACCAUUGAAGAAAAUGAAACUUUGAGGUGCUGUAAAGGGGCAAAGAGUGACACAUCAAUUUGGCAAAGAGUGGAAAAGGAGGGAACACAUCGACGGUAUUUUCUACUGCAACGAUAGGGACAUUUCCUUUCAACGUAGGGCAGUCGUAGCAUGAAACCUUUUGUGUCACAUCACAAUAGCACGCCAAGCUAUCAUGAGCUCUUUUUGUAAUCUAUAAUUUCAGUACCCUCACCUCCUUAAUUGUUGGCUGGUUUUAAACAAUUGUGUUCGCUAUGAUCAAAGUUGCAGAGACACAAGUCUUACAUUUUAGGGAAUGCACCCUUUUUGGCUUCUGUUUGGUCUCUGUCUGUUGGUCAACUAUCAGUUGGGUUUAUGUACUUCUUGAAGGGGAGAAGUAGCUACAACUGAUCAGUGGUAAAUGUCAUUUUAUAACUGUCUUCAAGUUUUCUGCGCCAAAAGUAUUCCUGAAAAACCAAACUCUUUUUGUUUUAAAUAACCGAUCCCAGAUCUCUAUAUAUGUAUCGAUACUGUUUUUGUGAAAUGAAAUCUCAUUUACAUGUGAAUUUCAACUGAUAUAUGCAAUUUCAACUGAUAUAUGCAAUAUAUAUAUAAUAU
Osmerus eperlanus (European smelt) is the source of this 2581-nucleotide messenger RNA. RefSeq names its product UDP-glucose 6-dehydrogenase-like. Gene Ontology annotation, cellular component: nucleus. NCBI's taxonomy places the organism in Eukaryota, Metazoa, Chordata, Actinopteri, Osmeriformes, Osmeridae. The coding region runs from base 510 to 1991 and encodes 493 amino acids. The record is from RefSeq and is a predicted model, not a curated record. Gene Ontology annotation, molecular function: NAD binding; UDP-glucose 6-dehydrogenase activity. Gene Ontology annotation, biological process: glycosaminoglycan biosynthetic process. The transcript has 12 exons.